AUGUCCCAAAUUUUUUCGCCACAAUAUUAUGAAGGUUUAGAAUUCAUUCAUAAUAACUUUAAUGGUGUAAAAUCCUUAGAAGAAGCAAAGAACAACAUUUUUAAUGAGGUCAUAACAAUUCCUGAUAACAUUAUCGUGAAUGAGGUGAAAUUGGAUGAAAGAUAUAGGAUCAAAAGUAAGGAAUAUUUGGAGGUCGGAUUGAAAAAGUACGAGGACGUUGUGGAUGAGAAAUGGAAAGAAUUUGAUGAUGGAGGGUUAUGCGGAGAGUGGAUUAAAGUUAAGGAUGAAGAGGAAGAGGACGGAAAAAUUAAAGUUAAAGGAAGGGUCGCGCUUUUCUUUUUUGGAGGCGGGUACUUUACGGGAUCCAGUAAAGUAUCUCGUAACCAUACUUUAUUGAUAGCUGAAAAGGCCGAAUGUCAAGUUUUUGCAAUUGAUUAUAGUCUUUUACCAGAACAUCAAUUUCCUGCGGCACUUUGCGACGCUUUAGCAGCUUAUUUUUAUCUUACUAAUCCUGGCCCAGAAGCUGGAUUUGAACCAAUUGAUCCAAAACGUAUUGUGCUUAUUGGAGUUAGUGCAGGUGGUGGAUUGGCUACUGCUACCGCGAUGUUUCUUCGUGAUGCUG
Molecule: messenger RNA, 622 nt
Organism: Funneliformis geosporum
Lineage: Eukaryota; Fungi; Glomeromycota; Glomeromycetes; Glomerales; Glomeraceae
Source: the annotation of a GenBank genome assembly